Molecule: messenger RNA, 550 nt
Organism: Closterium sp. NIES-67
Lineage: Eukaryota; Viridiplantae; Streptophyta; Zygnematophyceae; Desmidiales; Closteriaceae
Source: the annotation of a GenBank genome assembly
UACCACAACAUGAGCAGGAGAGAGAGAGAUAGAGAUAGCGAGAGAGAGAGAGAGAGAGAGAGAGAGAGAGAGAGAGAGAGAGAGAGAGAGAGAGAGAGAGAGAGAGAGAGAGAGAGAGAGCGAGAGAGAGAGAGACACAGAGAGAGAGAGAGAGAGAGAGAGAGAGAGAGAGAGAGAGAGAGAGAGAGAGAGAGAGAGAGAGUGAGAGAGAGAGAGAGAGAGAGAGAGAGAGAGAGAGAGAGAGAGAGAGAGAGAGAGAGAGAGAGAGAGAGAGAGAGAGAGAGAGAGAGAGAGAACAGAAACAUCCAAGUCAUGGGAUUUUGGGCAUCUCCUCAGGGUAGGGGAUGCCAGGCGCGAGGGGGGCGUGGUAGCGGGAGGGGUGGCGGGGGUGGUGGGGGUGGCAAUGGUGGCGGAGGUGGUGGAGGGGAUGGUGGUGCAGACGAGGGGACUAGGGCUGGUGCCCUGGCACAACAGCAGGAGCAGCAGGAGCAGCAGUCGCAGCAGCAGCAGCAUGAGCAGCAGCAAUAGCAGUCGCAACAGCAGCAGCAGC